UCGUCUGGAAGGCAGAGGUCCACCCCACGAGGCAGUUCUUGACCAAGGCGAAGAAGGUUCCACUGGCUGGGAAGGAGAACCACAGCUUCACCAGUCGCCAUGGAAAGAGAGCGGUCACUCGGCCACCACCAUCCGCAGACUUCUGUGUGACAAUGCCAGCUGUGCCUUAUGUGCUCACGCAGCCAGGGAGGCAGAGAAGGUGGUGCACAUCCAAAGACUGAAGCCUGAGAACCUUGUACUACGUAAACCAUCACUCCCUACCACCUCUUAUGUGGAACGCUCCAGCCUGCCAGCCAUUUCUGGUUUGCAGGACAGUCCCAUCUCCCCCCGCAGGAGGAGUGAGCCCCCUGUGCCUGAGAUUGUGCGUCUCAGACACAGCCCCUUACUCAGGAAGAGGCAACGCCUUCCUAGAGAUGGACCCCAGAGGAGGAAGCCCCUCCCUUCCAAAUUACCAGGUGCAGACCCCUCCCCAAACCAUGUCACGGACCUCAGGCGUCCUCACCUGCAGAUGCCCAGUCAAAGGAAGAAUAAUUUCCGCACCAUUGAUGAGCAGGAGGAUGAGGAAGAUGAGUCUAGCAGUUCUUCAAGCGUGUCUGGUCCUCCUUACGCCAGCUGGGCAGGAUAUGGCCACUUUUCUGGUGCCUCCACUGUUCACAGCCAGAAGCACCGUACUCUUUGGAGACAUCAGAAAACCUUCCAUCCUCACGGAGAUGAUGGGUCCUCCAGUGAGACGGAGGCCUCUUCUAGCAGCGAAGGAGAAGGCCAGAGGGGAAGACACCUCCUUUCUGAAGAGGAACAGGAUUUUCUGACCGCCUCUCUGACCAUGUCCAGCAGCUCCAGGAAGACGGCAUUUGUGACUAUGGGGCUCCCCUUUGUCUCUGAAGCUGUUCUGGAGAAGUUGGAGCAACAUUUGGUGGUGAAGAGGACUCAGAACGCAAUUGGGCUGCCCGUGAUCCUCCUCAGGUCCCUCAAGGCCUUUCUGCCCUUCGCUCCGAGUCCCCUUAUUCGGUGGCCCCUGAAGAGAGAAGUAGUGGUGGUGACCAGGCCUCAGGUCCUCCCAUUUAAGAGUGUGGCCACCAGAAGAAGACUGGAGCAGCACUUGAGAAAGAGGGCUCACCUCAAGCGCUGGGGGCUUCCAAGGAUGAUCCAAGAGGCCCUCAGGCACAUGAAGACUGACUUCCACCCCAUUGUUCCUGGGGUGGAAGGGCCUGAUGAAGACAAGUCCCUGCGCUCAACGAAACAUCCCCAUUUAGCCUCCACAACUAGAGAGGCAACCUUGGACUACCUUCUCCACUCCAAGCCCAGGUUCCAGGUUCACAUCGGGAAGAAGUUAUUCCAAAUUGCCCAGGAGGCCUUUCCUAAACGAGUGGAGCAGUCCCAGAAAAUGAGCACCUCAGAGGAGAAGAAAGCAGUCCUUCCGAAGCUGAUCAGAUUAUCCCCGAGGAGCCCCCAGGCACGUGGUGGGCCGAGCCUCGGUCUUCGGAGGAAGGCGGACAGUGUGGAGAUGAACAUCAAGUGCAAGCACAUCCAACUCUUAUGGCAGCUCCCUACUUUCUACUCCCAGUCCUUGUCCAAGAUGGCUCCCAAGCCUUUUAAUCUGCCAGUGACUCCACCUCGGGGGUUUGGCCCCUCUGAGUUUGGCCACACAGAGACCCCUUUCCUGCCCAGCUCUCAGCGGCAGCUCCUAGACUCCCAUGUGCUCCGGAAGACGGUCCAGCACCAGUGGGGGCAGCUGAAGCUUGUGCAACAAUCCCUCAGGCAGUUCCUCUCAGCCGCACCCUUCAGCCCUGCCACCCCAAAGGGUCCCCGAGUGGACGUCAAGGUGGCCUCAAGAAGCAUGUUGCCUUUCGUCCCCUUGGAGGCCAACCGGAAGCUGGAGGACCACAUCAAGAGGAAGAUCAUUGAGAGGCAGUGGGGGGUUCCCCAAAGGGUGAUGAAGUCUCUCCAGAUGUUCAUGCCAAUGCCCCCCAGUGUAGAGGAGAUGGACGCAGAGAGCGAGGAGGAGAAGGUUGCAAGGAGGUCACCUUCUGUGAAGGAUUCAGGUCUCCACAAGCUCCCCCAAGCCCUUCGGAAGCACGUGGCCCAAAAAGCUCUCAAGAUUCACCUGGGAGAGCCUGGUCCGUUUUCCACGCUGCUUCAGAUGGCGUCUCUCCGAGACAGAGAAGACGGCGCCCUCCCCAGAAUUAUCUCCCCUGGGACAAGGACUUUGCAGCUGCGACCCAAGGAACUCUGCUUCGUGGAGAUGAUGGCCCUGGAGCGUGUUGAACUUAACAUCAGGCACAAAGACUUGGCUCGCAAGUGGGGGCUGGUCACUUUGUACCAAAAGUCCCUCUCCCACAUGUUCACAGGUGUUGAAUUUCAGGUCCCCCCUCCUCCCUUACCCAGAAGGGCCCUUGGGUUGGAUAUCAGCUCAUCAGAUACAGUCUUCAUCAGCCAAGGAACCCGGGAAGAUCUGGAGUGGCAUGUCAGAAGGAAGAAGAUGCAGCACACCUGGGGGCUGGUGAGUCUCGUCAAGAAAUCCCUGCAGUUGUUUUUGCCAACUGCCCCGCGCUGGCACGCUGCAGGGCACACCGAGGUGAUCACCCUCCCAGCUGAAAUCACUUUCCUGAGGGAUGCCAACCUACAUGAGCUAGAGAAGAACAUGAGGAAAAGAGUCGUGCUGCAGAGAUGGCACCUGCCCAGGAGGCUCCGGGAGCCAUUGAAGAUGCUUGGCUCAGAGAUGGCAGUGGUCUCAGGCCCAAGUCAAGAGGUGAAGGAGCCAAGAAGGAGGACGGCUUCUUCUCCACGUCAGCUGGAGGUCUUCCACCUGCCACCACAGGGGAAAGCCCUGGAGGAGGUGAAGGUCUCUCUGGAGAAGAAGCACAUGGAGAUAUCGCUGGGGGUGAUGCCUACAGUGGCCAGACUCUCUUGGCAGCAUGCAACCUCCACACCAAGGAAGCCCCUGCCUAAGCUGAUCCCUCCUGGCCAUAACUUCCUCCAGCCACGUUGCCAUUUCUUGCCCUUUGAACGCCCAGAAGAUGUGGACCAGAUUGAGCAGACCCUGAAGCACAAACGGCUGAUGUUCCUCUGGGGCCUGACCACCCAGUACCUCGAAGCCCUGGGAGGGAUGAUGCCAAGACCACCUGAGGAGCGUCCUCUCCAGCCCAGAUUGGCAGAUCGCUUGGUCUUCUUAGAAGUGGAGACCCCCUUCCUCCAGGAGAAUGUCAGAGGAACCUUUGAAGGACACAUCCGCAGGAAGUGGCUGCAACACGAGUGGGGGCUGCCGGACGUGAUCCAGAGGUCGCUCAGGGGCUUCAUGGGAGGAGUUCCCUCCCCACUCUCCCCACAAAGUGUGUCUCAAGUGCAGAUUCUACACGAGGAGUUGACCUUCCACCCUCAAGAUUCCCGCCGGUUCCUGGAGCUCCAUAUCCGUAGAAGAAAGCAUCAGCAUCAGUGGGGGUUGCCCAAGAGGGUGCUAGAAGCCAUGAAGGGGCUGGGGGUCGAGUCCAUCACUGGUCCUCAGUCCAAGGAAAUGCAAGAGGUAGAUCAGAGUCAGGUGGGCCUGGGGACCUCUGAAGCAGUGGCCACCAAUGGGGAGAAGGCACCUCAUCACCCAUCUCCAGAAGAGAUGUCCCCGUCCGAGACCCUGUUCUUUAGUGGUGAGGUGGAGGAAAGGAUCCAGAUGUUCUCCCUUAAGAAGUGUGUGGAGGUGCAUACAGGGGUCUUCCCAGGGGUGGCCAGGCAGUCCUGGCAGCGUCUCCCUCCUUCCAGAGCCCCCCUCCCCAAACCGGCUUCCCCGAGCUCCUGGACCCCACAGCCACGCAGAAAGCUCCUGCCCUUCGUGCACGCCGAAGACAUUGACCGGUUGGAGCUGGGCAUUUUGCGCCACCGCUUGGCCUCCCUUUGGGGCCUGGGCAGGGCCUACACGGGAGCCAUAGCUGCCCUGCAGCCCAAGCUGCCCUCCAGCCACAGAAGACCCGGAGAAGAAGAGCUCUCCGAGGAGCAGAUCCUCUCUCUGCAAGCGGAGGUCCGAGAGGCCCUAGAAUUGCACGUCAGGAAGAAGAGGCUGGAGCACGGAUGGGGCUUCCCCAGACUCAUCCAGAAAUCCCUGCAAGGCUUUAUGGACAGACCUCCUGCCCAGCCGAGCCUUCAGAAGACGGACAGCUGUGCCCGCAUCCUAUGCCAGGUCCCAGCCUUCCUUCCUCCGAGCACCUGCACCCACCUGGAAUCCCACAUCCAGAGGUGGCAUCUACAGCGACAGUGGCAUUUGCCAGCAAAAGCUCCGGAGUCCCUUAAGCUUCUCCAUCCUCGGCCUGCGUUAAGCCCGUCUGACAUGAGGAGCAGUGAGGAUGGGGACAUUUCCCCCUACUGUUGUGGCCAGGGGGCUGUUUCUGAGCACCCCACUCUGGAUUUGGGGUAUUUCCAACCAGGAGGGGACAUGGGAACUGCUGGCUCAGUGGAGGGCACCCCAGAGCGGGCUGAGGUUCUGUCUAAAAUAGACGCCAAAGAGGUGAAUCAACUUCAAAUCUACUUGUGUAAGAAGAACGUGGAGGUCCAGUUGGAAGCAGUCCCAAAUAUUGCCUGGACCCAGAGCUCUUCAAGGCAACGCCUCCCCAAGCAGAUCCCUCCUGGCCUCAGAAUGUGGCAGCCCCGAUCCUCCUCCCUGUCCUUCUUCCAUGCAGGGGAGGUGGAGCGGAUCGAAAUGGCCAUUCGUUGCCACCAUCUCCUAUCCUUGUGGAGCUUGGGAAUGAGCUACGUGGAUGUUCUGAGUGCUUUGCCCUUCGCGCCAUUCUCCAAGCCUUUCAGGCUGAGAGGGACCAGCAUUGAAUUCUCAGAGGUCCAAACAUCCUUCCUCCAGGAGCAGGAAAGGCAAGGGCUAGAAUGUCAUGUGGUGAAGAAGAAGAUCCACCAUGCUUGGGGCCUCCCGGUUCUUGUCCAGAAAUCGAUGAAGGCCUUCAUGCAAGAACUUCCCAUGCCCCCCACCCCACAAAGGAACCCAACUGAUGUCCAUGUUAUGCACCAGGAGCCAUCUUUCCUUCCCCAAGUUGUCUACAGCCGCUUGGAGUUCCAUGUCCAGAAGAUAAACUUCCAGCGGCGAUGGAGGCUACCCAGGAAGGCAUUAAAAUCCCUCGGGAUGCUCUGCCCAACAGGUGAUGAUGCUGAGGCGGAGAGGCCACUAACGUCCCAUCUUGAUCAAACCUGGAGGAACCUCCCCAGAGGUCCCAGCUUGGAGACUCCUUCAGUAGGUUGGCCUGGAGGAGCAAAGAGCACGGAACGGGCCCCCGGGAGGAAAAGUGAUGUAUUAGGGAUUUUGGACCCUCUGAACCUGAGGAGGCUACAGAUUCAUCUGGCUAAGAAACAUUUGGAGGUCCACUACGGGGUUCUUCCAACUGUUGCCAAGGCCUCCCUUGGCCUUGCAGAUGUCUACUCAAAGCAGCCCCUUCCUAAGCCGAUCCUUUCUGGCCAGGGGCUGCUACGGCCUCGCAAUCUUUCCCCGCUUACUGUGUCUCCAGAAGACAAGGAUCGCUUGGAGUGGGUGGUCCAGAGAAACCGUUUUGCUUUCUUGUGGGGGAUUGGCCUGAGAUACAGGGAGGCCCUUGCCGGAAUGAUGCCCCCAUUUACCUCCCCAUUCCCCAGGCCCAGGCUGCCACAGGCGGAUUUCUCAGAGACGCAGAUGUUCUUCCUCCAGAUGGAGGACAGAGAAGCCCUAGAGGACCACAUCAAGAAGAAAAGGAUACAGGAAUUCCUGGGGGCGUGGCCUGUUGCCGAGGAG
Thamnophis elegans (Western terrestrial garter snake) is the source of this 5752-nucleotide messenger RNA. RefSeq lists its product as uncharacterized. The transcript is spliced from 2 exons. The record is from RefSeq and is a predicted model, not a curated record. NCBI's taxonomy places the organism in Eukaryota, Metazoa, Chordata, Lepidosauria, Squamata, Natricidae. The annotation marks the transcript as partial.